Paecilomyces variotii is the source of this 1353-nucleotide messenger RNA. RefSeq lists its product as hypothetical. The transcript is spliced from 2 exons. The record is from RefSeq and is a predicted model, not a curated record. The coding region runs from base 1 to 1353 and encodes 450 amino acids. NCBI's taxonomy places the organism in Eukaryota, Fungi, Ascomycota, Eurotiomycetes, Eurotiales, Thermoascaceae.
AUGAUGCGCGCAAACGAUCCUCGAAUUCGCCAGACGAUCAACCAGAUCUCGCAGAACAUCGAGUCGGCUAAUGAAACGGCACAAGAAAGCGUCUACACCUUCACGCAGAAUUAUCUAUCGCCCUGCUUCUCUGCGAUCGGCAAUUGUCUUCACACGUGCACGGCACCGUGCUUCCCGAGCCGGGAGGACCAGCUGCGUCGUCGACGAAGAGGUCGCGCGGAACUCAACUUUGAUUUCUACGAUGACUGGGAUAACGACGAUGCAGGAGAUGCCCUGCUGGGUUGGGGGAAUGACGAGUUGGAUCGUCUCCUCGCGGGGAGUGGGAGCGGUCGCGGCAGCGCAGAGCAGCCGCGCCGACAACGAACAAUGAGCUAUGGAGCUCGUCGGACAAGACGGCGAAGCACGGUACUUCCGGACGAGAGAUCAGACCCAACGGUUAUUCCGAAAUCUUCAUUCUUAGGUUUCCUCGAACGCUUUCCAUGGAAGAUUGGUGCGAGAGGUAUUAAAUACAGACCAUCCGCCGCGGACCUGCAAGAGAACCCGGGCGGAUUAAGGCGCCACAUACACGAAGAUGAGCCGUUGAUGGAGGCUGCUGAAGAGAACGAAGACGGACUUGAUCGUGGUAAGCAGACCAGACAGCGAAGCGGAACACACUCUUCUCGGGAGACUACAAAUUCACUCAGUUCGCGAGGCGAUCUGAUACCGAGCGACGAGGAGGAAGAUGCCGUCCCGUUGGAUGACGAAUUUGCUUUAGCCCUAGGGCGCCGCGGAACUGGUCUCAGCUUGGAAGAGCCCUUCGGGAAGCCUAGUUUCUCUAGAAGGUCUACUGGUACACAUACUUCAAAGGAUUCCAGGAGAAAGAGCAAGAGCGACAGCAGAGGGAGAUCUUCACUCAAGUCAGAUUAUGAAGUGGUCUAUGACGGAGACGUCCCUGCUAUGGUGGAUUUGAAGAAGGAAGAGGAACAAGCCAGGUUGGAAGAGGAGGCGGAAAUUGCGCGGAAGCGCCUUGCUGCUCAUAAGCUGGCUAUAAGCCGAGGGCUAGAGCACACUGAAGACGAUUCUACGCCUUCAAUGCCGCCUUCUCGAUCUUCGACUACGUCGAAUAUUGGACGUGCAUCGCUGACUGUUGACGAAGCUACCACUCAAGGCGGCACAGCGGUUGCAUCUAUACAUAAUUCCCCUGGGGAGCAGACAGCAGCUAAUGAGCUACACACGGAGCCAUUCCCUCCUCUAUCACCAUCAUCGCCAGGCGCUGCAUAUAUGCAAGAGAUGGCGCCGUCCGCAACAGAAGUAGACGAGCCAAAACCGGUGGAGCAGAAACCGCGGUCAAACUCUGAUAUGGAUGAGAGUUGA